Phytophthora infestans T30-4 is the source of this 2335-nucleotide messenger RNA. RefSeq lists its product as uncharacterized. The record is from RefSeq and is a predicted model, not a curated record. The transcript has a single exon. NCBI's taxonomy places the organism in Eukaryota, Oomycota, Peronosporomycetes, Peronosporales, Peronosporaceae. Bases 12 to 2330 code for a protein of 772 amino acids.
CCCUGAGCUCGAUGUAUCCGCCUCCGAGUAGCAGGAGUCAGUUCAUGCCUACGUCGCGCCGCAGCUCGGCGGGCUCCGCGGCCGACACGCCGUUGACGGCUGAGCGCGCCAUGAUGGACCAGAUCCGCUCCAAGCUCGAGCGCGCCCAGCGCCGCCUCGCGCGCAAUGCUCCGGGUAGUUCCGGCAGCGUUGGCUCCUCGUACAUUCCUUCGUCCGAAUACAGCAGCGCCACGCGCGCGCCGCCUGUGAAGAGCGUUCUCAUGGAGGACAUGCCCGCCACAGCGUCGAGACCGCCGCCGUCUACGAUGCGUCAUCACGGUCUGCCACCGCCGCCCUCCACGUCCCGUCAUCACGGGAUGCCACCGCCUUCCAGUCGCCGUCCUCCACCUUCGUCCAAACAUGACGUAGGCUCGAGACAUCAGUCGAGAUACGCGCCGCAACAAUACAAAAGCAGGUCAAAGUAUACUCAGGAAGACACGGACCCACUUAACGGCGGACCGCCGCCCAUGUCCACGCCCUACUUGGUGUAUUCCAACUCGCGGCCGCCUAUGACAGGCUCGCAGCAUAAGAGCACUCGCUUGCCGUCGUCCAAACGACCAGAGGACGACAAACACCGACACCGCGCACCGCCCAGUUCUAGUUAUAACGUAGCCAUGAACGGUCCGCCAUCCGCUAUGCGUUCGGGUAUUGCACGUCCACCGACGUCACGUGUUCGUUUCGAAGGCCACGGAGACAAGGAAGCGCUUGAGAACAAAGAGCGCGAGAGUGAAGUCGAAAGAAAGCGACGUCAUCACCAACUGAAGGAGCGGGAGGCGCGUCAUCAGCGUCAUCGGGAGCAGGAGAUCAAGAACAUCAACGCGCGCGCAAAAGGUGCGGGACCGUCGUCGCCCAUUGCGGCCACACGUGGACGGCGCUCGUCAUCGCUUGAGAAGCCGCCGAGUUCGGCCAUCAAACCGUCGGCGUAUGACGACAUUGCACAGGCAAUUCCCACGUCUCCAGUGGGGCGGCCACGUCGCAGCUCCAUUAGCAACCCACCGCCUAAGUCGGAUAUUAAAGUCUCAGCUUUUGAAGAUAUGAUACCGAGACGACGAGGCACUGAGAACCCGUCGAAGCAUACAGGGCCAGAGAGACCGGAAGUUGAGCCCAAAAUUGAGAAUCUGCACGCUGUAGAAAGUCCGGAAAAGGGUGCAACCCCAGAGUGUGAGACGGAAACGGACGGAGUAUCUUCCGAGUCGGACAACCAGGAGCAGGACACAAUCCAGCCGUCAGCUCCGCCCUUGUCUGUAGCAGUAAAGUCUCCGGUAGCGUCGGUGGUACUAGAGCGUGACGAGCCAAAGGCGGAGGAAGAGGCUGAUGCAGACACUUCGUACGACACGGACGACAGCUAUGAGUUCGACAGCGAUUCCGAGUUGCUGUCGUCGUCUGGAUAUUCCAUGUUUGAGGCCCAUGUCUUGGAAGUGGAUGUGGAUUUGGAUGCGUAUUCGGACGAGAGCGAGGACGAAACGGAGCAGAGUAAGAGCAACAACCAGAUCUCGGAAGACGAAGACGUCCCCACUCCGCCAACCACCGAGUUGUCCACUGUCAAGGAAGAGGACGAAGAGGAACAAGCAUCGACGUCCAGACUGACAGCGAGGGACUUGGCUCUCCACGCCUUAGGUCGCCCCAGUAGCUGCUCGCUCUCCGACAUCGGAUCUCCUGUGCCCUCAGCGAACGGAAAGCAGUCGCCGAAGAGCAAACCAGCGCCCAUGUCGUACACUCCAGCGUCGUCUGCGUAUCCUUCGUCCCGUACACUGAAUCGAUCUCCCGUUCCAGCCACAACCGGUCGAACGCGACGGAACCGAGUGCCGCCACCGAUUUCGUCCACAUCUGUUGCCAGCUACGUCCGUCGCUCGCGAGCACGAGCCCCUAUGGACUUGAACAACCAGUUGCCACCGUCUAUUGGUGUCCUAUCGGGCUUGUCUAGUGGAUCCUCUACCUUUGAGAUGGACCCGUCGUACUUUUACGAGGUGACGUGGAAGUCGGGCGAGUUUGCCUUCUCGGUGCAGCGCGUGUACACUGCCGAGAACGAGUUCGAGUUUGAUGAUCGAGAGCCGCAACUCUUUUUGCGGAUGCUGCUCAAUACGGAGCGUAGCACCUGCAGGAGUUUCCACAAUGUGCGUGUGGGCGACGUGUUGAUUCGCGUGGGCGACGCGUAUGUGUCGGAUCUGGGACUGGAAGGGUCAGGAACAGUGCUGACGAAAUUCUUUGCCAAGAUGAUGGCGCAGACUCCGAUUAAACUCACGUUCCAGCGCAUGAGCCCUAGCGAUUGGGAGGGCGGAGUAGAGCUUUAAGGAUG